UAAAGGUCACAUGCAAAGUGAUAAAAGUUGAUACUAAAAAAUUUCCAGUGCCUACUCAGUACUCACUAGUCAUUCAUUUCAUCACUUGUCUCUACCUUUCUCAUUUUAAUACAAAAACAGCCAUUUCUCUGUCUGCGCACUACUGUAAAAGAAUACAAAAAAUUAGCCAUCUAAAAUUCCAUCUCUCUCUGCAAAAACAUAAUGGCCUAGCUGUUCUUGGAUCCAGAGAUUCUGGUUUCUUUAAAUUUAUUAUAUAAACCCUUAAUUUAAUCCAUAGCCCACAUGACAUGAUUUUCUUUAUCUCCCAAUUGUUUCUCCCUAGGCUCAAAUCUUCUUCCUAUUAUUUGUGUUUGCACACAUUGGAAUUUGUAGCAUAGGUCUAAUGCCUGUUAAUUCAUGGACCCUUUUCUGGGCUUUCAUUUUUUUCGUUUUAUCAACUGUUUCGGGUUUGAAUCCACAGGGGGAAGCGCUUAUAGCGUGGAAGAGGACGUUGAAGGGGUCCCUCGAGGCAUUAAGCAAUUGGGAUACAACAGACGAUACCCCUUGUGAAUGGUUCGGGUUAGCUUGCAACUUCAAUAAAGAAGUUGUGGAGCUGAAUUUGAAGUAUAUGGACUUACUUGGAAAUGUUCCGAGUAAUUUCAGUUCUUUGGCGUCGUUGAAGAAGCUAGUCUUGUCCGAGACAAACUUGUCAGGAUCAAUUCCGGAGGAGAUUGGAAUUCUUCAAGAACUGACGUACUUGGAUUUGAGUGACAAUGCAUUGACAGGUGAAAUUCCAGAUGAGAUUUGUCACUUGCCCAAGCUAGAACAACUUCUUUUGAACACGAAUAGACUGGAAGGAUCUAUUCCGGCUGCGAUUGGGAAUUUAACGUCCCUGAUGUCGUUGAUUAUCUAUGAUAAUCAACUUGGAGUUUUGGACCUUUCUUACAACCAGCUAUCUGGGGACCUUCAUUAUCUCACCGAACUUCAAAAUCUUGUGGUGUUGAAUGUGUCAAAUAAUCAGUUCUCGGGACAUGUGCCUGAGACGUCAUUCUUCGCCAAGCUGCCACUUAGCGUUCUAGCUGGCAAUCCCGAGCUGUGCUUUUCGGGUAAUGCGUGCUCUGCCGACAAGGUUGGCGCCACUAAACACGCGGCCAGGGUGGCAAUGGUGGUGUUGCUCAGUACUGCAUGCGUCCUACUAUUGGCUGCACUCUACAUUAUCCUCGGAGGCAAAAUGCGGGGACGUGGUGCCCACAAUUCUGAUUUGGACAGCGUCGGCGAUGUGGAGUUAGGCCCGCCAUGGGAGGUCACAGUGUACCAAAAGCUUGAUUUCUCAAUUGUUGAUGUGACCAAGUGCUUGACAGCUGUCAAUGUGAUUGGUCGCGGUCGAUCGGGCAUAGUUUAUCGAGCAAACAUUCCAUCAGGAUUAGUUAUUGCUGUAAAAAGAUUCCGGGUAUCGGAAAAGUGCUCUGCAUCGACAUUUUCGUCUGAGAUUACAACGUUAGCUCGCAUUCGACACCGGAACAUCGUUAGACUAUUAGGUUGGGCAGCUAACCGGAGCACCAAGCUAUUGUUCUACGACUACAUGCCUAAUGGUACAUUAGGUUCAUUGUUGCACGAGGGAUGUGGAGGCGUACUCGAGUGGGAAACUCGUUUCAAUGUUGCUCUAGGAGUGGCAGAGGGUUUAGCCUACUUACACCACGACUGUGUGCCCCCGAUCCUCCACCGAGACGUCAAGGCACACAACAUUCUCUUGGGGGAUCGGUAUGAACCAUGUAUGGCUGAUUUUGGGCUUGCCAGGUUCAUCGAGGAAGAAAAUGCUUCAUUUUCAGCAAACCCCCAAUUUGCUGGAUCAUAUGGCUACUUUGCUCCUGAAUAUGCUUGCAUGGUCAAAAUUACUGAGAAGAGCGACGUCUAUAGUUAUGGAGUCGUGUUGCUAGAAAUCAUAACUGGAAAGAAACCAGUUGACCCAUCAUUCCCUGAUGAACAACACGUGAUUCAAUGGGUUCGGGAUCACCUAAAGAGUAGAAAGAACCCUGUUGAUAUCAUUGAUCAAAAGCUUCAAGGCAAUCCAGACACACAAAUUCAAGAAAUACUCCAAGGCCUCGGAAUAGCCCUACUCUGCACCAGUAACCGGGCAGAGGAUCGCCCAACAAUGAAAGACGUCGUGGCCUUAUUAAAGGAAAUCCGGCAUGAGCAGACUACAGUAAGUGAAUCCCACAAGACAGCCAGCAUAUCAUCUAAAAUCUCCAAAGUUCCAUCGAAUUCAUCCCCAUCAGUGACCCCAGCUCAGUUGCUCGUGCAAGGGUCGUCUAAUUGCUCGUUCACUUACUCCUCUUCCUCAGCAAGUUACAACACAGUACAUCAAUAAUUUGUGCAAUGUAACAUUAAGAGUAGAACAGCACUGUAAAAAGUACUUCUAAGUGUUUAGGUUCAGCCGAGUGUAUAGCAACCUAACAAAAUUAGUUCUAUCAAGUGGAUGAGUCUGUGAUUUAAUUACAACGAUCCAACUCUUUUGUUGCCUAUUCAAGCAUUUACACAAUAUGCUAACAUUAAUUCUUGUGUGUAAGCUGUGCUUAUUCAA
This is a messenger RNA of Olea europaea var. sylvestris, 2560 nucleotides long. RefSeq names its product LRR receptor-like serine/threonine-protein kinase. Lineage: Eukaryota; Viridiplantae; Streptophyta; Magnoliopsida; Lamiales; Oleaceae. Gene Ontology annotation, biological process: protein phosphorylation. The transcript is spliced from 3 exons. Gene Ontology annotation, molecular function: protein kinase activity; receptor serine/threonine kinase binding; ATP binding. The record is from RefSeq and is a predicted model, not a curated record. The coding region runs from base 383 to 2347 and encodes 654 amino acids.